Molecule: messenger RNA, 2685 nt
Organism: Aspergillus melleus
Lineage: Eukaryota; Fungi; Ascomycota; Eurotiomycetes; Eurotiales; Aspergillaceae
Gene: MCM2
Product: MCM DNA helicase complex subunit MCM2
Exons: 5
Coding region: 1-2685 (894 amino acids)
Biological process (GO): double-strand break repair via break-induced replication; mitotic DNA replication initiation; DNA replication
Cellular component (GO): MCM complex; nucleus
Molecular function (GO): 3'-5' DNA helicase activity; single-stranded DNA helicase activity; single-stranded DNA binding
Source: RefSeq, a predicted model, not a curated record
AUGAGUUCACCACUCCGCCCCAGCAAUUCCGCCGCAAACCGCGGGCUUGGAAGCCUGAAUCGACGAAAGAGAUCCAGAGAACCCGAUGAUGAUGCUUCUUCAGUCGCUCCUCCCUCCAGUCCUCCCCCUUCCUCCCCUCCUAUGCUCCCCUUUGAUGAUGAUGACGACCGAGACGAAGAAGCCGAGAUGUUGGGAGACAUUGACGACAUUGAAGAGAUGGCGGAAGACGAGGGAGGAAUUGAUCUGUUCGAUGACAACUUCGAAAGAGAUUACAGGAGUACUGCCGACGACCGCUACCGAGGACAGUACAUCGAUGACGAUGAUGUCGAACAUGAAGAGCUUGACCUGGGUGCCCGUCGCGAGCUGGAAUCUCGUAUGAACCGCAGAGAUCGCGAAUUCGAGCGCCGCCGCCGUAUGCCUGCAGCGUUCCUGCAGGACGAUGAUGGUGAUAUUGACCUCGCUCGCCAACCUCGUCGACGGAGGCACCAGUACGACGAGGACCGAGACGACAUUGAGAUGGGCGACACUGCCAUGGAGGAACUCUCUCUGGACGAGAUGAUGGACGUCAAGGCCACUAAUGUCACCGACUGGGUUCUUCAGCCUCAAGUGCUUCGCUCCAUCUACACACAGUUCAAGGCUUUCCUGACCGAAUACACCGAUGCCACUGGUGGUUCCGUGUACGGAAACAAGAUCAAGACUCUUGGUGAGGUUAACUCUGCAUCUCUCGAGGUGUCAUACACCCACCUGAGUACUUCCAAGGCGGCACUUUCAUAUUUCCUGGCGAACGAACCUACUGAGGUGCUCAAGGUUUUCGACCAAGUCGCUCUUGACGUUACCUUGUUCCACUACCCGCAGUACCACGAUAUUCAUAACGAGAUCCACGUCCGCAUCACAGAUCUUCCGGUCACUUACACGCUACGCCAACUGCGCCAGCAGCAUCUUAACUGCCUCAUUCGGGUCACCGGAGUCGUCACACGUCGCACCGGUGUGUUUCCUCAGCUGAAAUAUGUCAUGUUCACCUGUGCCAAGUGUAACAUGACACUGGGUCCCUUCCAGCAAGAAGCUAGCCAGGAAGUGAAGAUCUCCUACUGCCAGAACUGUCAAUCUAAGGGCCCGUUCUCUGUCAACUCGGAGAAGACCGUCUACCGUAACUACCAGAAGUUGACCUUGCAGGAGUCUCCUGGCUCUGUUCCUGCCGGUCGUCUGCCUCGUCAACGAGAAGUCGUACUCCUGGCUGAUCUGAUCGACUCGGCCAAGCCUGGAGACGAAGUUGAGGUGACGGGUAUCUACCGCAACAGCUACGACGCCCAACUGAACAACAAGAACGGAUUCCCUGUCUUUGCAACGAUCAUUGAGGCGAACCAUGUUGUCAAGUCUCACGACCAGCUGGCUGGUUUCCACUUGACCGAGGAGGAUGAGCGCGAGAUCCGAGCCUUGUCAAGGGACCCUGAGAUCGUCGACAAGAUCGUGCGAUCCAUCGCCCCUAGUAUCUAUGGUCACUUGGAUGUGAAGACUGCAGUCGCCCUGUCCCUCUUUGGUGGUGUUAGCAAGCAGGCGCAAGGCAAGAUGAACAUUCGUGGUGAUAUCAACGUCCUUUUGCUCGGUGACCCUGGUACGGCCAAGUCACAGGUCCUGAAGUACGUUGAGAAGACCGCCCACCGAGCUGUCUUCGCCACUGGUCAAGGUGCCAGUGCCGUCGGUCUCACAGCCAGCGUGCGUCGUGAUCCUUUGACCAGCGAAUGGACUCUCGAAGGCGGUGCUCUCGUGCUGGCGGACCGCGGUACCUGCCUCAUUGAUGAAUUCGACAAAAUGAACGACCAGGACCGUACCUCUAUCCACGAAGCUAUGGAACAGCAGACAAUCUCCAUCUCCAAGGCUGGUAUCGUUACCACCCUGCAAGCCCGCUGCGCCGUUGUCGCCGCCGCAAACCCGAUCGGUGGCCGCUACAACAGUACGGCGCCCUUCUCCGCUAACGUCGAGCUUACCGAGCCCAUCUUGUCUCGUUUUGAUAUCCUCUGCGUUGUCCGCGACUUGGUCGAGCCCACCGAAGACGAACGCUUGGCCAACUUCGUCGUGGAAUCCCACCACCGCGCAAACCCUGCUCGCCCUACCCGAGAUGAGAAGGGCAACCUCAUCAACGCCAAAGGACAGAUGGUCGACGAAGAAGGCUACCGCAUCAACGAUAAGGGUGAACGCCUUCCUCCGACCCAAGAGGAAAUCCAGGAGCGCGAAAACGUCAAGAGGAAGGAGGCAGAGGAGAAGGAGGGCGAGAUUCCUCAGGAACUUCUUCGGAAAUACAUCCUCUAUGCUCGCGAGCACUGCCACCCCAAGCUUUACCAAAUCGACCAGGAUAAGAUUGCGCGUCUGUUCGCAGACAUGAGGCGCGAGUCUUUGGCAACGGGUGCCUACCCUAUCACCGUCCGUCACCUGGAAGCCAUCAUGCGUAUCGCCGAAUCUUUCUGCAAGAUGCGUCUAUCGGAGUACUGUUCUUCGCAGGACAUCGACCGCGCCAUCGCCGUCACGGUGGACUCGUUCAUCGGCAGCCAGAAAGUCAGCUGCAAGAAGGCUCUAUCUCGGGCAUUCGCCAAAUACACACUCUCCCGCCCUAAACCCCAAUCGCACCGCAAAGCCGGCAUUGCCGCCCCCGAUCCAUUCAACUUUCGGACCACCUCUAGAGUGCGGUAG